AUGGAUUCGAAUUCGAAUGCUGGCCCGUCGCAUUCGCGGUCCCAGCGUUCUCUCCAGGCCCCGUCAGACCGCAACCGAGCCUCGACCCUCUCGGCCGCCAGCCUUGCUGGGCCAGCGACGCCAGCCGAGUCGGAUGUCCCGGCCGACGAGUAUUUUGAACCGCUCAGCGCGGCAGCCUCGCGAAGAUCACGAACUUCCACAGCAUCCCACGGUUGGGCUGGCAGCGUGGCUGCAUCCGAAUCCAAUGCCACAGACCGCCCGCGACGCCCGAGCAUCAGGAUACGACGAAGCUCCCUCGGUGCACCGCAGUCCACGUCCAGUACACAGGAUGCCGCGACUGCACCUCAGCAGCAGCAGGAACAUGAUGGCGAGAACGAGGUCCUUCAGAGAAAUAGACCGCGGAGUGCUUCGCAGCCUGGCCUGGCAUCACCGCCUGUGGGAGAUGCCGCAGCCAGGGUUGCGAGAAACUCACGACGCAUGCAGCCGCAGAUUGCGCUGCCUAGAUUGACCGAGGAAGGAGCUCGGCCGACCAUGGCAGAGCUGGGACUAGGAGGGACGUCGCCGUUGAAUACGAGCGUGUCCAUGCCCCCUGCGCCCGCGCUUGAGAGAAGUCAUAGCGAUGGGGAGGCCGGUGUCGACGAAGCCGAGGGUAAGAAGCAGAGGAGGAGCAUUGUCGGGAGGUUGUGGAAACCGAGUUUUAGGCGCACGUCGGUAACUGCGCCGGCCGAGGGGGCAGAUUCGAGGGAUACGGAUGAGUACAACGAGGAGCUUGUGGAUUGGUUGGAUAUUAUUGAUCCCGAAGUUCAGACCCUGUCGACUCUGACCAAUGUGCAGAAUUCGCUCUUCGUCCCCGAUCUAGGAAGCUGGGUGAAUCGACGACCAGCAUAUGUUCUCUCCCAGCCAGAUACACUCUUGCCACGACCAGUGUCAGCGAGGGAGCCCAUCCAGCAACCAGAACAAGUGCCAACAAUUCGAGAAGAUGAGGAAGAAGCCCCGCGGCCAGAAGAGGGAGAAGUGCAACAAGCACCUUACAUCCGACGAACAGAUACGAUUACCUCGCGACUAUCAGACUCUCACUAUGCGGCACUGCCUCACGGCAGAACACUAGAAGGCUGGUCAGCAGCCGAGAAGUGGGAGCUGGAUGACCACGUUCGCCACAUGCUGCAUUCACGACGGUCCCGGUUCAAGCGACAAAUGAAGGGAUUUGGACAAUACGUCCGGCGGCCAUUGGGUUUCUUCGUGACGCUGUACGCGACGCUGAUUACGCUGUUUGGUCUGGCCUGGGUCCUGUUUCUUAUCGGAUGGAUCUACGUCGGCGAACAGCAGGUCUACGCCAUCCACAUCAUCGACAGCGUCCUGGUUGCACUGUUCGCCAUCAUGGGCGACGGUCUAGCGCCCUUCCGAGCCGUCGAUACCUACCACAUGAUUUUCAUCGCGCGGUACGCCCGCAAGAUUGCCAAAGCAAAGAAGCGAGCUGCCAAGGAGCUCGCGAGAACCGAUUCCUCAACCAAGACGCAAAACACAGAUGCCUCAGAAGACAGACGAGGCCCCCCCCAUCCUCCUCCUCCGCCUCCUGAAGAAGAACAACGAAAGCCCAACGGCUCCCCGACCCUGCACCAACCCUCCACCGCCGACGGCGUACCCCCCACCGCCCUCGACGGCGACAACAACCCGGGAGUCGAUCUCGAAGACGCCAAAUCCGAGACCUGCUCCCUCGACUAUGACUAUUUGACCCCCAAACAACGCAAAUCCCUCGAACACCACCAAAAGAAGCUCUCCAAGUCUCACAGUUUCUACAAACCCCACGAGACCUUUACCCACCACGCCUUCCCGCUGGGCCACCUCAUAGCCAUCAUCGUCCUGCUGGACUGCCAUUCGUGUCUGCAAAUCUCACUGGGCGCGUGCACAUGGGGAAUAGACUAUCACCACCGCCCGUUUGCCCUCACCACGGUGAUUCUGUGCGUGAGCAUCACGUGCAAUUUGACGGCGGGGCUGGUGAUUAUGUUUGGGGAUAGGAAGACGCGCAAGAAGGACGUCGUGGAGCUGCUGGAGAGGCAGGCGCUCACCGGUGAUGCCAUUAAGAAGGUGGAACGAAAGAGGGAAAAGGAGGUCACUUCGGAAGAAUACGACGGGGAGAAUGAGAGUGUGCGUCAGCAGGAUAGCGGUGUUGACACGGAGGAGAAGAACGGUGACAAGGGAAAGGACAAGGAGGUUGAGGUUCCGAUGAGUACAACCGGACAGGUUUUAGGACUGGCAGGUCAUGAAAUAGGAUCACUCUGGUAG
Messenger RNA from Metarhizium acridum CQMa 102, 2283 nucleotides. RefSeq lists its product as uncharacterized. The record is from RefSeq and is a predicted model, not a curated record. NCBI's taxonomy places the organism in Eukaryota, Fungi, Ascomycota, Sordariomycetes, Hypocreales, Clavicipitaceae.